Messenger RNA from Lontra canadensis (Northern American river otter), 832 nucleotides. It is a transcript of the gene TSPAN16, whose product is annotated as tetraspanin 16. Lineage: Eukaryota; Metazoa; Chordata; Mammalia; Carnivora; Mustelidae. The record is from RefSeq and is a predicted model, not a curated record.
GCCAGAAGAGAGAGGGACAAGUCAGCCUUGGUGCCCCUGGUCCUAGACCUAUACCAUCAGGGGAAACAGGAGCCCUGAGAUUUAUUCAGGAAGAUGCUGACGUGAACGUCCGGAACCCCCAGUCUGGCCAACAUGGAUGAAAUGCACACCUAUUCUACCCUGAAGAGACUGUUAUCUUUCUUCAAUGGCUUCAGAGUUAUGUCUGGUGUGAUCCUCAUUGGCCUGGGCAUCUAUGUCAAAUUCAGAGAGGCUGUCCUGGCAAGGGUCCUUGGGCUAUCCUCUACAUAUCUCCUUAACACUGGCUGUCUGUGCCCGGCAGUGGGCUGCCUCACGGUGCUGCUUGGCUUUGUUGGGUGGUAUGGAGCAGCCAGAUAAAAUAGAGGCACUUUCUUGUUUAUAAAAAUGGCCUUGGAGCACAUCUUCGCGACCCUGAGGAAGAAUUACAGAGGUUACGAUGAGCCAGAUGACUGCUCCACAGAAUGGGACUUGGUCACGGAGAAGUGGAAGUGCCGUGGGGAGAAGAACUACACAGAUCUUUCCGUCUUCUCCUUUGAAAUGACAACUGUUGGUUACUCCUGCCCCAGGAGCCGUGGUAAAUCCAUCAGGACCAUAGCCUGUGACGGGCACAACGUGUCCACAGACAUCACCCACGAGGAGGGCUGUUCCCUCAAGGUCUAGACAAUAACCAAGACUCUGAGCUUCAGCUUGAGUGGGGGCUCACUGGAGGCAGCAGUGAUACAGGUAAGGUCUAGGACCUUUGGAACACACUGAGCUCUUUUACUGAGCACCUACUAUGUGCCAAGCACUGUUCUGGCCCCUGGGGAUUUCUGCC